Messenger RNA from Eriocheir sinensis (Chinese mitten crab), 4749 nucleotides. RefSeq names its product RNA polymerase II subunit A C-terminal domain phosphatase-like (gene Fcp1). Lineage: Eukaryota; Metazoa; Arthropoda; Malacostraca; Decapoda; Varunidae. The record is from RefSeq and is a predicted model, not a curated record. Gene Ontology annotation, molecular function: RNA polymerase II CTD heptapeptide repeat phosphatase activity. Bases 273 to 2975 code for a protein of 900 amino acids. Gene Ontology annotation, cellular component: nucleus. The transcript has 10 exons.
AAAUAACGAGGCACGGCGGCGGUGGCAGAGGUGGCGUGAAAAGAAUAGUGCGAGAUAGGGAGGAAGGUGGAGUUAUACGGCACCAUUGAAAAAGCAAAGUGUGUGAAUAAGCAGAGGAGAGGACCGAGAAAGGAGGAAGCCCGAAGCAGCGAUACAAAGCGUCACAGGUCAAAAGAAGAAGAAGAGGAAGAAGCACAAGGUGGCGGACUCCUGGCAAAACAAACAAGACCGAGCAGAAGAAGAAGAAGAGCCUCCCGGGUGUGUGCCUCGCCAUGCUGCCCUCCAGGGAGACCUUCGAGGAGACGCCCCUCACGGGAACCUGCGGCCACAAGUACAAGGUUCUUAAUGUGUACACCAAGAAGGGCACCAAUGUGUUCCCACGCAGACGUCUGUGUGAGGUGGUGUCGGAGGACGGCCAGCGCACCAUCAUCAAGGCCAAAAGCUCGGGUGUGGUCACUCAGGUCUUGGUCAGCGUUGGGGACUUCAUAACAGAUGGGAGUGAGAUUGUGGAGGUGGAAGCAUGUGGACACACAGCACUCAUGGGUAACAUCUGCUGCGACUGUGGAGUUCUGCUGCGAGAAGAGGACUUGCCCAAGACUGAGGCGGUCAGCAUGCUGCAUUCUGUCCCUGAUCUCAAAAUAUCGCGUGGGGAGGCACAAAAGCUGGGUCAAGAGGAUAUCAGGAACCUCUUGAAGCAGCAAAAGCUGGUGUUAUUAGUAGACCUGGACCAGACAUUGAUUCAUACCACCAAUGACCACAUCCCCGCCAACCUCAAGGAUGUGUACCACUUCCAACUUUCUGCUUGUGGCCCAUGGUACCAUGCCCGCCUCAGGCCGCACACCAAAGACUUCCUGGAGAAUAUUUCCAAGUAUUACGAGCUCCACAUCAGUACCUUUGGGGUUAGAGAAUAUGCGCAUUAUAUAGCACACUUUCUUGACCCAGACCGCAAACUCUUUGGUCAGCGUAUCCUCUCCAGAAAUGAAUGUUUGAACCUCAUGUCCAAGAAAGCCAACCUGGACUCCCUGUUUCCUUGUGGAGACAAUAUGGUUUGCAUCAUUGACGACCGGACAGACGUGUGGAACUUCUCCCCUAAUGUGGUACAGGUGGCGCCUUACCACUUCUUCCGGCACACGGGUGACAUCAAUGCUCCCGUGGGUCUGCAGAAAAAGGAGCGAGAUGACCGUCAUGGCAUUGACUUCAAAAACCUCAAGAAGGAAAUUAUCAGACCUGUCGUAUCCUCUGAGAAUCAGGAUGAAGAACAAAAGAAGGACAGUAGCUCCAAUGCUGAUGUUGACAGUACCCAGUCCUCUCAACAAGCAGCUGACUCUGCCGAACGUCAGGAGGCAAGGGAAGUCACUGCUGAUGGGGAAAGAGGACUGCUGUCUGAUACAAAGUCUAAUGAAGAUUCAGGUAACUACAGUGGGUCAGAUGAAAGUUGGGAAUCCUCCCCAGAAGCCCAUGAAUCCAGCCCAGAUGGCCAGGAGUCCAGUUCAGGGGUUGAAGAAGUGCAGGCUGAGGCCAAGUCCAGUUCAGAAGACCAGAAAUCUCAUUCAAAGACUCUAGAAUCUAAUGUAGAAAAGAACAUUGAUUCACAGGUUCAAGAAAAUUGUUCAGAGAAACAAAAAUCUCAGAAAUCUACUCAAAGUAAAGGUGAGGCAUUAGAGGGAGACUCAGAAUCUUUAAGUCAAGAAGCUAAGUCUGCACCCCAAGAAUCUUCCCCAGAGACUGAACAACCUACUACACAAGAGGAAAAACUUGUCACUGAAACUCAAGAAACCUGUGAUAAGGCUGAGGAGGUUGAAUGUAAAAGUGAAAGUGAAAAAGCUAAAGAAGGUUCCGAGAAUAAAGAAGAUGAAACAGUUGAGUCCAAGCAGGAUGAAAAGCCACAAUCUAAAGAGCCCAAUGACCAGCCACCACAACCCGAGUCUCAGGUCAUACCCCAGCAACAGGUCUUUGAUGUGGUUGACGAUGAUGAUUACCUUCUCUAUCUCGAGGACAUUCUCAAGAAGAUACACCAGAUGUUCUUCAAGGAGUAUGAGGCAGGUCUGGAAAAGCAGGAGGACCAAAAACUCACCAAGAAGCAGCCAGGACAGAAGGGAGUUGCGUUAAGUGAGAAACCGCUACCAGACCUCAAGAAGAUAGUUCCUGGUGUGAAGAGGGAUGUGCUGCAAGGUGUCAACAUUGUGUUCUCUGGGGUUGUACCACAGCAGGUUAAGCUGAAGGACUCAAAGGCUUUCCUCAUUGCUACCAGCUUUGGGGCCACAGUGAGUGAAAAGUUAGUUGUACGAGGGGAAGCAGGACCCCCCACCACUCACCUGGUGGCCGCAAACAGACACACCGAAAAGGUCAACUCUGCUAGGAAAGUAAAGUCCAUCAAGAUUGUGACGCCUAACUGGCUGUGGAAGUGUGCCGAGCGCUGGGAAAGAGUUGAGGAGCGCCUUUUCCCCCUCACCAAGGAGACUGAGAAGAAAGUACAGCGGGUCCCUCCCCUUCACUGUUCAAACCCCGACAUGCCGUGGCUCAGACCUAAUGAUAUGCCUGAUCUAGAGGUGCCCCAGAGGAUGAGAACGCCCAGUGGCAGCCUCCUGCAAGACAUCAAUCCUCUCAUAUAUCUGAGUCCAGAUGAUAAGAACAACAUGGAAGAUGAAGUGGAGAAAAUUCUUAGUGAUGACAAUGACUCAGAUGGUGAUCCUGAGUCUGAGGCAUCUGAGGAUAACUCUUCCUCUAAUGACAUGGAAGAAGGGGGUGAUGAUGAUGAAGAGGAUGACGAAGAUGACGACGACGAUGAUGGGGAGCCGAAGAUGAAGAAACAUAAGUCGAGUUCCGUGGGAGAUGAAGAUGAGGAUGAGUUGCCAAGCGUGACGUUCAGACAAGGUGGCCAACUACCCAGUGACGACAGCAACUCAGAGGACGAUGAUGAUGAUGAGGGAGACCUGAGGAGGAUGGGGGCUGAUCUUGAGAGUCUCCUUAACUAAUGUUCCCGCAUCCUCCUCCUACCAAGGCUUGUUUUCCUCUAAUCUUUCUUACUGUUCUAAUACACUCCCAUCCACCUGCUCCACCAUCUGUUUCUUCUCCCUCCCUUUGCCUCUUUCCCAGUUAGUACAAAUGUAAAUAUCGCUUUUAAAGUUAAAGAAUAGAAGAGGUACAGACAGUGUCGUAUGUAAAAAUAGGAAGAAAUUUAAGAUUGUAAAAACAAUGUACAAAAUGUUGUUAGGAAGUGCUGUCACCCAUCUGUCUUUUAAUUAACUGCUGCUAAAUUUGUCUUUCCAUUUGAAGUGAUGCCAUUAUGAAAUUGAUGCUUACACCCUUCGUUUGUAACUCGAGUAUUUUUAUAAUGCGUGAAAGACCUCUGUUUUCUCGUGUAAAUAUCUGUGUUCUGGUCAUCUGGGCUGUGGUAAAUUUGUAACGAUAAGCUGUGAAAGUUGAGCAUUUUAUUUUUAAAGGGGAAGUUAAUUACUGGCAAACCACUUUCUGCUGAGGUGGAGGGUAAAAAAAGCCAUGUGACCAUUUUAAUGAGUGUUCUUAGCAUAUAUAAUUAAGUGGAUACCCUCUCCCUAGCAUCAACUUCCUGUACCAGAGGAGCUGUGCCCCUCUUUGCCACCAUUCAUGGUGUGCAGUGGAAUAAUGAGAUGUGUAUUUGUAAUGGUCAUGUCUCUCUGAUAUAAUGUAGGAUAAGAUAAUGUAGAAAUUCCCAUUUUGAGUUACUUGCAAGAUAAGCUGGAUAUGAUUUCUAAAGAGAAACUGUGACAACAUUGACACAAUUCAUUUAAAAUUUAGUACUUUAUAUUGCUUUUCAUUGCCAGCCUUCAGAGUUACUAAAUGAAGGGAAAUACUCGGUGCCAACAAUUGAGCAAGGUGCAACAGCUGUGUUCCAAGUUGUAACAUGUUAACAACGAGCAUUUUUAUGACAUCCAAAUAGAGCAGAAAAAUCACUAACCUCCUCAGUUACAUGACAUUGGAAUUUGGGAGCAAUUGCAUGUUGUUAAUUAGGGAAAUUGUUUUGGUUUGUAAUCUUAAAAAAAAUGGAAGUACAAAUAGGCAGAAAAAAAUUGUUACCAUGAAGCACUCAUGGGAAAUAGUUUAUUUAAGUUUAUGUGCUCUCGUCGGAUACAUAGAUGUUUUGUAAAAAGUAAGUGUUUGUUAGUUUUAGCAAAUAAUGAAUUCUAAAGACAAUUGUUUUUGAGGAUUUAAUGUAGCUUCUUAAAAAAAGACUCCUUAAAUCUACUUAUCCUCUGAGGUACAGAAGUACAAAUUCCAUUAACCUCUUCAUCUAUUACCAUGUGGCAUGUGCUGCUAUAUUUACAUGAAAUUUAUAAAGUAAAAACAUCAAGUUGGGUUUUCAUAUUUUUAACUAUUGAUAGAUUUUAUGGUUUUGAACCAAUUACAGCAUGGAGAUAUCAUCAUGCUAAGAAGAAGGAGCACAUCUUUGUAAGCACUUGUUGGGGGAUCCUUCAGAGCUGCAGGGUUUUCUGGAGUGCAAAGGUCUUAUCAUCUGAUCAUGGGAUUGAUGUUGCAACGCUGAAGCAUCAUGUCAGGUCAAGAAGAAUCUAAAGAGUAGCCACAAUAGUAGUGUGUUAUCUUGAGAGACUGAAAGACUUGUCUUGUGCCUAUGAGUAUACUGUGACACUUUCAAGUUUCAAAUCAGUUCAAUGUGCUCAGCACCCUUGAAGACCCUGUAGAAUUGUGGGAUAUCUAAAAAUGUGAAACUCUUUGUUGCACAUGAAUAUAUAUAUAUAUAUAUAUAUAUAU